AAUAUCAAAAGUGAGGAAAUGUUUUUUCUCAGUCAAAAUUCAAAAUUAAAAAAAUUUCAUAUUUUGGAUAAAACAUUUGUUUUCUCGGCCCUUCCGCCAUAAAAGCCAUAUUUGCUGGAUAAAAAUAAGAGCAUUAGCACUCCAAAGCCGCGAUUUAGACAGACAACUAACUGGCCAGGGCCAACAUUAAUAACAGCAAUCAGGGGAAAGAAACGCUUUUCUUGCAACAAACUUUUAAAGAGGAGUAAUGAAAAAUAAAGAUGGUAAAAGUUCGAGCAGCAACAGUCCAAAUAACAACAGCAAUCAACCGGACGUUGAGGGUUGCAAUUUCGGACUGAAGCCCUUCGAGCUGUUAUAUCUGUGGUAUCCGAAUCAGGAGAGUGUAAAUCACCUCGAAUAUAUACGCCGGCUGGAGUGCGAGUUCACAUGUCUGCAGCGAGCCUUCCUCACACUCACCACACAAUUUGCACGUUUGCAAUUUCGCAUACGGCAAAUCAUACAAGCCGAGCCCAGUGAAUGGUCAUCCCUCUUGCUCGAAUUGGAGCAUCUCGCAUUCAAUCCUGAUGAAGAAAAAGAUGACUUACCGCCAAUUAUGCGGGAUUCUAUAAAUAUGGGUGAUGUACGACGUAAACAACAUUUCAUACUGGAGCAACUACGUCAGCAGUUGUGUACGCUCGCGGAGGCGCAAAGUUGGAAGCCCGAACCGGAAUUAAACGCCGAACCACCCGCACCCGGUUCGGUUAACGAGGUCAUGUGUUGCUGCAUAAGAAAGAAGCGAAAGCCACCACCAGUGCCUCAAGAGCUGGCAACAGCCGAAAACGAAGACAAUGCUUAUAUGAGAAAAACGGAAUCGAAAUAUUCUCAAGCCCCCGCCGGUACGGAUGGCGAAAGCGAAAAGGCACCUUCAAGAAAUUCAAGUAUUAAACAGAGAGUAUCCAUUGCUAACGAAGAAGCACUGGCUUUUUCAUGUGAUGGCGCCAAUUCAGUUACAGCAUCGUCUAUACGGUUCGGUAUGUGUGAGGAGAACGGAGCUCCUGUUAGACAGCCAAAACCAUGCAACUGCAAAAAAAUGAUAAAACCAAAUACUGACCGCGAAACAGAGUAACAAACAAGCCGAAUGAGAAGACUUAAUAAUCCCCAAACCAGUUCAUAGAUUUCGUUAGCGAAACUCUUUCUUAUGACUUUUGCUGUUCACACAGCCUACAAUUGCAUAUUUUCCUAACCUUGGUUUAAACAUAAGAUACGUUGAAAAAUAUAUUUUAUAAAAUAUCUUUAUAUUUAAUAUCCUUAGACUGCUGAUCCUUACAAUAAAAGUAUAUUAACGGAUUGUUUAUAACCUAA
This is a messenger RNA of Ceratitis capitata (Mediterranean fruit fly), 1341 nucleotides long. RefSeq names its product RUN domain-containing protein 1. NCBI's taxonomy places the organism in Eukaryota, Metazoa, Arthropoda, Insecta, Diptera, Tephritidae. The coding region runs from base 248 to 1105 and encodes 285 amino acids. The transcript has a single exon. The record is from RefSeq and is a predicted model, not a curated record.